ACAUACAAAGUGAAAAACCCCGGUUCUUCUCCACUAUUGCUAAAAUGGAUGCCGUCUACAAAGGGGGGAAUACCACCUUCUCGUCCAGGAGCUCCGUCUCGAUGACCGCCUUUUUCAGAGGUACUUCAGGAUGAGCAAGGAGGUGUUCGACGAGUUGCUCGGAAAGGUGGGCCCACUGAUUACAAAGGUGGACACCCAUCUGCGUAUGUCAAUCGGCCCCGCCGAGCGACUCGCCAUCUGCCUACGGUACCUGGCAACUGGUGACUCGUACGCGACGAUAGCCUUCAGCUAUCGGGUCGGGCGUUCUACAGUGGCAGUCAUUGUCAAGGAGGUUGCGGGGGCCAUCUGGACCGCCCUGGUCGAGGAGUGCAUGCCGGUACCACAGGUGGAGGAUUGGAGAGCCAUCGCUGCUGGGUUCCAGGAGCGCUGGGAGUUUCCCAACUGUGUUGGUGCCAUAGAUGGGAAGCACGUCGUUAUCCAGGCUCCAGCGAAUGCAGGUUCCCUCUACUUUAAUUAUAAGUCCACCCACUCCUUGGUACUGCUGGCUGUGGUGGAUGCUGAGUACCUGUUCAGGGUAGUGGAUGUUGGAGGCUUUGGGAGGAGCAGCGACAGUGGGAGCCUGCGGAAUUCUGCAUUUGGAGAGAGCCUCCGAGACGGCAGUCUGCAGCUACCACCUGACACCGUCAUCGCAGGAUCAGAGCGGCGGGGCCCUCUCCCCCAUGUCUUCGUUGGAGAUGAGGCAUUUCCGCUGCUGGACAACCUUCUGCGUCCAUUCCCUGGACGUCACCUCACCCGUGAAAGGAGGUUAUUUAACUACCGCCUCAGCCGUGCCAGGUUGGUGGUUGAAUGUGCGUUUGGCAUCCUCUCAACCCAGUGGAGAAUGCUCAGGCGUGUCAUCACCACCAGCCCCGAGGUGACGGAGUUGUGUGUGAAGGCUGCCUGUGUGUUGCAUAACUUCCUCCGCAGGAAGACCAUUGAUAUGCCAUCACGCACACCUAUCGCAAGGUCCACGGAUGAAGUUACUCCAACCCUGUGUGAUGCACCGAGGAUGGGCUCCAACAAUGCCACACGGCAAUCCAUCCAACAGCCGGAGACCUUCUGCUCCUACUUCAACGAGGAGGGGGCAGUGCGAUGGCAGGCAAAUGUGGUGUAGGCCCAUAUUUGUCUCCAAACCAAAAAGCUCUUUUAAGAGCUACCCAUUUUCUUUAAAAAGCAAAUAUUCCAAAUGAGCCAUUUUAAAAUCAACCAUUCCUAAUAAACAUGUUUCUUGAAUUGA
Gymnodraco acuticeps is the source of this 1276-nucleotide messenger RNA. RefSeq names its product protein ANTAGONIST OF LIKE HETEROCHROMATIN PROTEIN 1-like. The transcript has 2 exons. Bases 131 to 1153 code for a protein of 340 amino acids. NCBI's taxonomy places the organism in Eukaryota, Metazoa, Chordata, Actinopteri, Perciformes, Bathydraconidae. The record is from RefSeq and is a predicted model, not a curated record.